AUGUACAAACAUGACCUUAUAAAUGCAUCUGCUUCAAAAAUUGUCACCAGUGUCAACUUCAAGCCAUCUAUGGGGAGGGCCAGGAGAGCAACUUGUCUGGCGCCCUGGGUCGUCGGCCUCAUCGUCUUCCUGUCCCUGAUUGUCCUGGCGGUGUGCAUCGGACUCACGGUUCACUACGUCAGACACAAUCAAAGGAAGACCUACAAUUACUACAGCACAUUGUCAUUCACAAGCGACAAACUCUAUGCUGACUUUGGAAGAGAGGCUUCUAAAAAUUUUACAGAGAUGAGCCAGCGACUUGAGUCAAUGGUGAGAAAUGCAUUUUAUAAAUCUUCACUAAAGGGAGAAUUUGUCAAAUCUCAUGUUAUCAAGUUCAGUCAAGAGCAACAAGGGGUUCUGGCUCAUAUGCUGCUGAUCUGUAGAUUCCGUGCUACUGAGGAUCCUGAAACUGUAAAUUAUAUUAUUCAACGUGUUCUACAUGAAAAACUGCGAGAUGCUGUGGGACCCCCUAAAGUAGAUCCAGAAUCAGUUGAAAUUAAAAAAAUCAACAAGACAGAAACUGACAGCUACCUGAACAAUUGCUGUGGGACUCGGAGGAGCAGCCCCACAGGGCAGAGCGUGCGCAUCGUGGGCGGGACGCCGGUGCAGGAGGGCGAGUGGCCGUGGCAGGCCAGCCUGCAGUGGGACGGGAUGCACCGCUGCGGCGCUGCGCUCAUCAACGCCUCGUGGCUGGUGAGCGCGGCUCACUGCUUCUCCAUGUAUAAGGACCAUACCAGAUGGACUGUUUCCUUUGGAGUAACUCUAAGACCUGCAAAAAUGAUACGAGGCCUCCGGAGGAUAAUUGUCCAUGAAAACUACAAAUACAUGUCACACGACUAUGAUAUUUCACUAGCAGAGCUCUCUAGCCCUGUCCCCUACACAAACAUAGCCCACAGAGUCUGUCUCCCUGACGCCUCCUAUGAGUUUCGUCCAGGUGCUGAGAUGUUUGUGACAGGAUUUGGAGCAGUGCACAAUGAUGGCGUCACGCAAAAUCACCUUCGGCAAGCGGAGGUGACUCUCAUAGACAACAGAAUCUGCAAUGAACCUCAGUCCUACAACGGUGCUGUAACUCCUAGAAUGUUAUGUGCCGGUUUCUUAAAAGGAAAAAGAGAUGCUUGCCAGGGUGACUCUGGAGGACCACUGGUCAGUGCUGAUGCUAGAGAUAUCUGGUACCUCGCUGGGAUAGUGAGCUGGGGAGAGGGCUGCGCCCUGCCCAAUAAGCCCGGCGUUUACACUAGAGUUACUGCCUUCCGUGACUGGAUCACCGCCAGAACUGGUAUCUGA
This is a messenger RNA of Otolemur garnettii (small-eared galago), 1323 nucleotides long. RefSeq names its product transmembrane protease, serine 11E (gene TMPRSS11E). Gene Ontology annotation, biological process: proteolysis. Gene Ontology annotation, cellular component: extracellular region; plasma membrane. Bases 1 to 1323 code for a protein of 440 amino acids. NCBI's taxonomy places the organism in Eukaryota, Metazoa, Chordata, Mammalia, Primates, Galagidae. Gene Ontology annotation, molecular function: serine-type endopeptidase activity. The transcript is spliced from 10 exons. The record is from RefSeq and is a predicted model, not a curated record.